Molecule: messenger RNA, 4069 nt
Organism: Culex quinquefasciatus (southern house mosquito)
Lineage: Eukaryota; Metazoa; Arthropoda; Insecta; Diptera; Culicidae
Exons: 2
Coding region: 697-3951 (1084 amino acids)
Source: RefSeq, a predicted model, not a curated record
AUCAAACGGUUUGAUGCCCUGUUCCUUGUCUUCGUCCACAUCUGCCCCCGGCAAUGUGCUGAAAACUUCCUGCACUUCAGGACCGGCUCUGGCCAAGAAAACGUUCUUAAGCUUUGUUCGGUCUGGCCGAACACUUGCCCCCACCCGUGCGGCAAAACUGACUACGCCGCUGCGCAACGGCAGCUGUCAACCUCACCGACAGCAACAACGACCCGCUUACUGCGCGCAGACCAGUCCCGAUCCAUCCAAAUAACGCGUCGCACGUGCAGCCAAAACAAACUGCAGCAGAGCAGAAGCAGAGACAGAAGAGGAAGACGAGAAAGUGAAGUGAUAGGAGGAGGAGAAUAAAAGAAAAUUAGAAAACCCAAACCCUCCCAGUGUUUGCUUCCCCGGACAAUCUUCCGCCGCGAUACAGUCCACUUCCGCGAGUUUGAAGGGCCACCGUUGGUCCGAACAUAAAUGGUCCGUACCGAACCGGAUUCCAAAGUGACUGCUUCGGCUGCUGCCCGCGCUGACGUGUCCGAUCGUGUUGUUUUCCUGAACAUUGCACGCGAGUGAAAACCUGUGUGUGUGUGUGUCACUUUGACAUAAAACAGUGACAUUCCAAAAUGUUUAAGUGACGAAUUCCGUGCCACGGAUUUCUUCCACCUGUCUGGCCGGACCCAGUUCCGGAGACAACCCUGGCCUUGCCGAACCAUGUUUCGGAGGUCACCCGCAGCCUUGCCGGACCCUGUUCUGGAGGUAUCCCCCACCUUGCCAGAUCCCAUUCUGGAGGUUGUUUCCGCCUUGUCGGACCGUGUUCCGGAGGCAAACCACGUCCUGCCGAAUACCACUUCGGAGGCAUCCCUCGCCCUGCCGGGUCCUGUCCCGGAGGUUUUCCCGUCCUUGUCGGACCGUGUUCCGAAAUCAAGCCACGUCCUGCCGAAUACCACUUCGGAGGCAUCCCUCGCCCUGCCGGGUCCUGUCCCGGGGGCUCGCCCUACCUUGCCAGACCGUGUUUCGGAGGCACUCCAGAAUCUAGAUGAGCUAGCAGCGACAGUCGACCGCCGAGAAAAUGUUCCGCCAUCAACACCAGCAGUGUCGUCAUCGACCCCAGAAAGCGAGCUCUUAACGACCAAAUGCAGCGACCGAGCAGCAGGAACUGUCCAAACUGCGGCAGAUUUCUCGACGUGGACUUCCGCACCCCAGCGGGAAGUUGCCAUGAACCCAACAGUGAAGAAGCUGGCGGAUGCUUUUCGUCAGCGGCACCAGGCGGAACAGAAGCUGAUUUUCGUUGAGGAACUGCUUUUGGGUCUGUGCCAACCAACGCUAGCACAACUGACGGUGCUGUACGAUUUUCUGUGUACAGCGUAUCGAGAGCAGAGCCAGCACCAUCUAACAAUCGUCGGAAUCAUCCCAGAUGAAGACCUUGCUCAGCAGGAGGCUGAGUUCGAAAAGCACGACGCAAAUUUCUACAAAGUUGCUACUGUGGUGGCCGAAUUGCAGAUCGAAGCAGAAGGAACCGAGCCAGUAUCAACAAGCGUGGCAGCCAAAAAUGCAUUAAACCGACAGCGCCUACAAGCUGAAUCCUGGCUGAAGCAGAUGCUGAGGGCUUGGGAAUCGAACCGAGUGGACCCUCUGGAUGCAAAUGUCCAACUCCAAGCACCAGGAAGUCAGGAGGUGGUCUUGAGAGACCGCGCGCCUGCCGUAUGCAUCCCAAAGCCUGAACCAAACCUUGAGCCGAGUCUAAACCAGCUGAAAUCCUUGGCGAAGCAGAUCACCACCAAGUCCACCUGCGAGUUUGGCAGCGAUUCCCGAAUAAUCCUGAGAUCGGAACAACCGAGUGCAGUCGGCUCCCGGCCGAGGGAGGAUUUCAACAUGAACCCGAUCGCGGACAACAAGUUUGACUUCCUCGAACCGACCGGCUAUCUCAAGGACGUUACCGCCGAAGCAGAGCCGGGCCCAGUGAUGCCAGCAAUCCCCUCUGCCCAAGUUUCCCUUCGCUAUCGAUCAAUUACACACCCUGAUCCACGCGGUGUCCACAGCGAGGAACCGAAGAACCUUCCGGAUUUUGAGCUCCAGCAGAACUGCGCCGAACCGGUAGGUAGUUUCAAGACGGACUUUGAGACGGUGAUGACCGUUCCGAAGUACCAGCUACAGCAGCCGUCAGCGGCAAAGGCUCCAGACAAGCGUAGACAUAUCUGUCCUAGCAGUGUCACCACAAACAGCGACUCCAAGUCUGACGCUCCCAACGAAGUCGAGUCACAGGAGACUUCCGCGGUUUCAACCAAGCUAGAUCCAGCUGACCGCCGAGUGUCUAUUAGAGUGUCCAGGGAUGUUGACACAAGGUUGAGUCUCAAGUUGUCGUUGUCAGCCAUGGCAGCGUGUGGUGACAAUCAGCAAAGCCAAGAUUCGAACCGGCACCGAGGCACCAAGUCCGAUGUAGCCAACGAAACCAGAUCGCAGCGUUUGAAGAUAAGACUGCCGAUUGUCUCGGCGGACCGAGCGUUCGCAGAAGUUCCUGAAGAUGUCGCCAACAGUGAAAUUUCCGAACAUGACGAAGAAUCUCCCAAAAGUCGUCAACGUGCGAGUUUCUGUGAAGUCCAUUCGGACAGCAUCCCCGAGCAAAACCCUGAAGCUGUGCUUCUGGACCGGACGGUGGCGCUUGACCCGGACAUCAACCGUUUCCAUUCGGAUAGGGAUCUGAACAACCCAGAAGAUAAGGCCGAUUUCAGUCGUGUCACGAAGGACAGCAGCUCCAAAGUGACGAAGAUGAUCCCCCGCAGCAGAGUGCCUGGAGUGCACAAUUCCGUCAAGAAUACCCACCGCGUCCACCUGGAUAUCGUUCCCGAAACCAGCUUUCAGACGGUGAAAACCGUUGCGGAAAAGAACCCCCUGAUGCCGCCAGUGUCAAAAGCUCCGGAGAAACUCAAGCAGUACCGCACCAUGAAAAAAACCCUACCUCGCGCGUUUGGUGUCCCUCCUACCAGAUGCCAGCCACGCCAAGUAUGCCAAGAAUGUGCCAAGCCCCAGAACCAGACCAAGGAAUUGACCAACCAAGAGAUUGACCACAACAAGGACAGCGACCCAGUCACCGAUGAUUGUGCGUUGCAAGUACCCAAUAGUAUCAACGGCAGAGUGACACGCCGCGACUCAGUAACAACCACGCCUACUGGGAUUAACCCGAACAAGCUUGCCGGACGGUGUAGGAUCGUCCAUUCCGAAACAGCGAGCUACAACCCGUUUCGUGCGCUGCAACGACAAGAAACGAUCAGUGUCUCCAAGAAGCAAGGCGUCGUCGACGCACCGGACCGAACCGACGAUCUGGCACUCAACGGAGGUGCUGAAAGAACGACACCACGGAAGAUCUGCCAUGCUGUGGCAGUGCUGCAGUUGCUCCAAGAACCUCGAGAUACUUUCCAGAACAAGGGCAAGAAACCUGCCACCCAGAGCAAGCCCAACGAUUCACUCUACGACGAAAAGAUUGCGCAGAAUUGGCUCAUCGACCGAGAGUUGGUUGCAACCAAGAUGCUGAACACAAGCUACCUGCACCGCGCCGAAGCAAACCUUACACCAGAUGAACGCGAAACUCUACGACCGCUUGGAGAAGCCAGACCAAUAUUCACGAUCCUGAAGCGGCCCUGGGACCCGGGGUCGACAUGCCACACGUCGAAGCCAAUCAGCGACCCAGACCAAACCGCGGUACAAGAGCGAAGAUCCAGAAAUGCUGUUGAGAGGACUCAACGGGGGGAGUAUGUUCGGUCUGGCCGAACACUUGCCCCCACCCGUGCGGCAAAACUGACUACGCCGCUGCGCAACGGCAGCUGUCAACCUCACCGACAGCAACAACGACCCGCUUACUGCGCGCAGACCAGUCCCGAUCCAUCCAAAGAACGCGUCGCACGUGCAGCCAAAACAAACUGCAGCAGAGCAGAAGCAGAGACAGAAGAGGAAGACGAGAAAGUGAAGUGAUAGGAGGAGGAGAAUAAAAGAAAAUUAGAAAACCCAAACCCUCCCAGUAUUUGCUUCCCCGGACAAUCUUCCGCCGCGAUACAGUCCACUUCCGCGAGUUUGAAGGGCCACCGUUGGU